AAAGCCCACAAGGUAAGAUCUGUGUCGCCUCUCCUGCUGCUCUGAAGGAGAUGCUCUCUCUACUUGACGGGUGGAUUUUACACGGAGGAGACGCACACCGUCCGCUGCUGCAAUCCAUCCGCUGUUCAUCCUUUGCCCAUUUCAUAUACACCUUUGCCAUUUAGACGAUCGGAGAGCGGAACAUUUGAAAAGCGGGUCCGAUGGCACAGUGGACAAUACUUGUGUUGUCUUUAUACGGAGUUCUGCAUGGACAAGAGAUUCAGCUUCCUACUAUACAAAAGUGCUGUCAGGAUGGGAUGACUCGGGCCCAGAAUGGACAAGUCUGUACAAUCCUCCCGCUCAUCUCCUCCUCCCACAUCUGCAUGAUCGCCCAGGAGCAGUGCUGUGCAGCAGCAGUAAGAGACCAACUCUGUGACAGUGGCAUGGAGAUGGCCAAGGGACAAGGGGCCUGUGAGAGGCCCUUCUUCGAAGGAGAUCCCUGGGAAACCAAAAUCUCUAAGAUGUGUUGUGACUGCUGUAUGCUCGGCCUGAUGAUGGCAAGCGAGGGUUUGAGCUGUGAGCUCCAGGGUUUGUUGCUGGGGAGAUGGUGUGCGUACCCAGCUAAAACCUGCUGUGGCAAAAACACAACAGAGGAAACCGAACCAAGUACUAUUGUGACAGAAAAGCUUGAGGCCGGAGUUACCGUUACCGACAUGCCUCCUGAGGGAUUGAUCCCCUGUAGAGACUCCAAUUGCUCCCAGUUGUGUGUAGGUGAUGGUUUAUGUGCUUGCUUUGGUGGUUAUCAACUGCAAAAUGAUGGAGUGACUUGUGAGGAUGUUAACGAGUGUUUGAAUGGCGGUCACAACUGCGUCCUCGGCCAAGUUUGCAUCAACACAGAGGGUUCCUUUCGCUGUCAGAGGGAAAGCAGCUGUGGCACCGGGUAUGAACUCAGAGAUGACAACAAUUGCCAAGACAUUAACGAGUGCACUUUGGGGACCCAUAACUGUGGAGCAGAAUUUGUGUGCACCAACACAGAGGGCUCGUUCCGCUGCCACCCAAAGGAGAGGUGCUCAGGCGGUUUCCUUCAGGACGCCAUCGGCAGCUGUAUUGACAUAAACGAGUGUGUGGCCCAUACCAGUCCAUGCCUGCCUGGCCAGACGUGUAUCAACACAGUGGGCUCCUACACCUGUCACAGAAACAUAGUCACCUGUGGACGCGGCUAUCAUCUGACUGAGGACGGCACGCGUUGUGAAGAUGUGGAUGAGUGUCGUACAGGGAACGUGUGCGUCAACCACGGUUGUGUCAACCUGGUAGGCUUUUACCGCUGUGAAUGCAGAACUGGCUUCAUCUUCAACAUUAUCACCAAACUGUGUGAUGACAUCAAUGAGUGCAGGGAUUAUCCCGGGCGACUCUGCACCCACAAGUGUGAGAACACAGAGGGGUCCUACAAGUGCAGCUGCACCCUUGGCUUCAAGCUGUCCCAGGACGGCAGAAACUGUGAAGAUGUCGAUGAGUGUGAAGCCAACCCUUGCAGCCAGGAGUGUUCAAAUGUCUAUGGCUCAUACCAGUGCUACUGUCGCCGUGGUUACCAGCUGAGUGACAACGAUGGGAUAACAUGUGAAGAUAUUGAUGAGUGUGCUCUGCCUACUGGAGGUAAUGUGUGUUCCUACCGCUGCUCCAACGCCCCGGGAAGUUUUUACUGUACCUGCCCACCCACAGGCUACACACUUUCACACAAUGGACGCACAUGUCUAGACAUUGAUGAAUGUGCAGCUGGUAGACAUACCUGUUCUGUCUCCGAGAGCUGCUUCAAUGUCCAGGGAGGAUUUCGCUGUCUGUCCUUUUCAUGUCCUCCAAACUUCCGGGUAGCAGCACAAGGAUCCAAACAAGAUGCUUCAGUCAAUCUGCGUUGUAGUAAGGCCUGCCAAGCUUAUGACAUCAACUGUAAUCGCGACACCUCCCACCUCAUCACCUACACCUCCAUCUCUCUGCCAACCUUCAGAGACUUCAGUAAACCAGAAGAAAUCAUUUUCCUGCAGACAAUUACGGCAGAUAACCCUGCUCCUCUCCCCGGAGCCACCAGUAUUUUCUUUGACAUCCUGGCUGCAGAUGAACAGUUCUCUUUUGACGUUGAGAAGCGCUCCCACAAGGGCAUGAUUAUGGGUGUGGUUCGGCAGGUGAAACCUAUCACUGGCCCCAGGGACUUUGAGUUGAAGGUGGCUAUGAACUAUGUCAAGUCAGGGGUCAUUACCCAUAGCAACGCUGUCAUCAUCCAUGUCUUCAUCUCAGAGUUUUGGUUCUGAGGGAGGGAACGAUACUCCAUCAGCAAUACAACACAUAACGUGGCAAAUAUAGUUUUUAAUAUCUGGAGGACGCCACACUUGCUGAACAUUUAAAAACACCUCAAAUGUUAAUGCUGUUGCACGCAAGAUGAGAUCAUUUCAUUUGCAAAUGUUUUAGAUGUACUGAAAACAGUUACAGAAGCAGUUUGUGACCCAUCCAGGUAAUUAGUUUACAAUUAGGUCUUUGUAAUUUUCAACACAAUAUACACAUAUUAUUAUUAUUAUACCGGUAAGACAAGAACACAAAAAGAUACCGGACUUUGAUUUGAUUUGAUUUGAUUAGGAUCCCCAUUAGCUGAUGCAGAACAUCAGCUCCUCUUCCUGUGUGACAUUGUUCUUUCUUGCAACUAUAACUAUACAUAUUCCUCUUCUUAUACUCUUAUAAAUAUUACACUAAAUACAUAAGCACUGAAUAUAGAAAAGUUAAAUCUUACAGCAUCUUUGUAUACAUAUAAAUAUUCUUAUACAUAAAAAGUACAAAAGUAGUUACAAAAUAUGGUUACAGGCUUAGGGCCCUUAGAUUUAGAUUAGAUUAGACUAAGAGCCAUGCUGGCAGCUCUGUACUUUGGCACAGUGGUGCUUUGAGCUUCAUGCUAAUUUAAGCACGCUUACAUGCUCAUUUCCUCAUUUUAGUCAGUUAGCAUGCUAACAUUUGCUAAUUUGCACAAAAAACAAGCUGAGGAUCAUGGGAACGUCAUUACGGUUUAUUCAGAAACCUAAGUAUUAGAAAAGGUGAAAAUUUGACCUGGUGGUGGCAUUGGAUGGUCAGGGGAUCUCCAAAGUUAUUAGGAUACACCAUGUGUCAACCAUGAAUGUCUGUACCAAAUUUUUGCCAAUCUAUCUGAUAGUUGUUGAGAUAUUUAAGUGGUGGUGGACUGACCAACCAACCAACAUCGUAAAACUUUAUAGAGCCAUGUCGCUAACAUGGCUAAAAAGUUAUUUUUCACUCAUAAAAAUACUAAUUUCUCACUUGAUACCCCAGAUGUGAGAAGUUACAUUUAAAAAAAGUAAUGUAAUAGAUAAACAGUGUGCCCUUAUCUCCCUAAUUUGUAUACCGUGUUUAACUUGAAUUCAGACUUUGUUGUCAUGAGUGCCACUGUAAUAGACUGUUGGUUCAUUUCGUUUUGAACGACCAGAUGUGACAUGCUUCAUUUGAUAAUAAAAAGCUUAAUCUACA
Messenger RNA from Perca fluviatilis (European perch), 3498 nucleotides. Its product is annotated as fibulin-1-like. Gene Ontology annotation, molecular function: calcium ion binding; peptidase activator activity. Bases 201 to 2282 code for a protein of 693 amino acids. Gene Ontology annotation, biological process: extracellular matrix organization. Gene Ontology annotation, cellular component: extracellular region. The transcript has 17 exons. The record is from RefSeq and is a predicted model, not a curated record. Lineage: Eukaryota; Metazoa; Chordata; Actinopteri; Perciformes; Percidae.